AUGGGAAAUCCUCCGAGCUCCAAGGGACCAGUGGGCGUCGGCGGAGACGGGGAGACGGCGGCGCUGCCGGGGGGCAUCGGAGAGGAGCGGAGCGGGGCGUCGAGCAAGGCCUGCGGGGAGAUCGUCCUCGAUUCGGACAAGGAGAAGGAGAGGCUGAUCAGGAAGCUCAGCCAGGCCUCCGUCUGCUCCACCGGCGCCAACAACGAAGAGGACGAGGAGGAAGGCAAUGGCGACGACGAGGACGAGAAGAGCGCCGUCCUCCUCGGUCCCCAGGUUCCCCUCAAGGAGCAGCUCGAGCUCGACAAGGUGCUUCUCCUCCCCUGCCUUUUCGUCUCCUUGAUCCACCAUAGCUUGAUCUGCGCGGAUCUUCUAUGUCGAUGGCGUUGGCGCAGGACGAUGAGAGCCUGAGGAGGUGGAAGGAACAGCUUCUCGGCAGCGUGGAUUUCUCCGCCGUGGGAGGUACUAGCUAGGGAGGAGGCGCUUCCCCUGCGGCCUCUACGCAGAGAUCGACGAUCAUCUAACGGAGGACGCGAAAAUUGUGCAGACACGGCUGAACCGGAGGUGCUGAUCCUGAGCCUGACGAUCGUCACCCCCGAUCGCCCGGAGAUUGUCCUUCCGUUCCCGCUGGUCCCUAACGCCAAGGGCUACGCCUUCACGCUCAAGGACGGCAGCCGCUACCGCCUCAGGUUGUCCUUCGCCGUCUCCAACAACAUCGUCUCCGGCCUCAAGUACACCAACACCGUCUGGAAGACCGGUGUCAGAGGUCUAUCAGGCCUGAUCGCCUUCCUCCUCCUGCUCUGUAGAUCGGCAGAACCUUCUUCUUCAUCAUCAUCCUCAUCCUGAAUUCCAUGGCUCUUCCGUGGCAGUCGACAGCACGAAGGUGAUGCUGGGGACCUUCAGCCCCCGGCAGGAGCCCUACACCUACGAGCUGGAGGAGGAGACCACCCCCUCGGGGAUUUUCGCCAGGGGAUCCUACUCUGCGAGGACGAAGGUGAGCUCCUUCUACAUCCAGGCAUAUUCCCAAACAUUGCGUUGUAAUCACGGCCGCUUCGCUGCGGGGUUUCAGUUCGUGGACGACGACGGGAAAUGCCACCUCGACGUGAGCUACUACUUCGAGAUCCGCAAGGACUGGCCGGCAUCCUCCUGA
Messenger RNA from Spirodela intermedia, 1147 nucleotides. Lineage: Eukaryota; Viridiplantae; Streptophyta; Magnoliopsida; Alismatales; Araceae. The record is from the annotation of a GenBank genome assembly.